UAAAGGGUUUGUUGUAUAGACUUAACGUGUAAACACAAUUAUUUUAUUCUGUCGUACGCAGCCAAAACCAUGAGAAAAAUCGCGAGUAAAUUUUCUAAUGCUGCUAUAAGUAUACUUAAACAACAAAGUUUGAAAAAUAAAUUUUGGAACGACGACAAGUAUUCAUCGAUCUAUUGGACAAGUGUGUUGAUUGGAUCCUUUAUAUUGACCGUAUUUUUGUCAUAUGACAUAGUCUUGAAAUGGUACAGUGCUCCAGUAAACAGAUUCAACAUCAAUGAACCGCGACACUUAUCGGAGAAUCCGUUCCCCGCAAUCACGAUUUGUCACAACGAUCCGAUUAAUUCAAACACGUUCAACUUGGAAUCUGUGUUGAGUUGGGAGCGACAAAAUAAAACAGACGAAGAAUGGCAAACAUUGAACAUAAUAUACAGCUUGUGUUCUUGGAAACAUAAAAUGUUUAAGCUAGAAAAAAUCAAUCCUGAAAUAGUCUUUAAUGUGAUAAAAGAAUUCACCGUUAAAUGCGAGGACACAGUGAAACAAAUUCGUUGGAAAGAUACAAUAAUCGACCGUCCGUGUGAAAUACUGCAGCCUACGUUUUUGUUGAACUAUUUGUGUUACAGUUUUAACGCUUUGCCGUAUCAUGAUAUGUACAGACAAGUGCCCAAUAGAUUACAAGAAGUACUUCAUAUUGGUAAAAAAUGGUCGAAUUUAAGGAGCAACUGGAAUUCGGAUGAUGGUUACAGAAACGAUACAUUCGUACCAUGGAAAAUUGAAUCGAUCGACGAGUGGAAUUCUGUAGAGUUUAUUUUAGCGCAGAAUAAUACAUCUAUUGGCUGCUCGAACAAAGAUGGGUUUACAAUUUAUUUUCAUACGUCUUCGGAUGUCCCAGAUUAUUCACAUUCGUCUAUAAAAAUUUCGAAAAACACACACAGCCUUGUGCAAAUCGUAACUCAACUGUCAGUGACCGACGUGGACUUAAAAAAUUGGACCCCUACAGCAAGAGGAUGUUAUUAUUUGAACGAGAAAUGGCUGAAGGACACUAAAAUUUAUUCGUACAUUAACUGCUACGUCGAAUGUCAAGUGAAUAUCACAAAUAGGUUGUGCGGUUGUGCUCCGAUCAUUAGAAUAAACAGUUCUCUUCCUGUGUGCGGACCAAAAUCAAAUAGUUGUUUAGCCAACGCCGCAGUUCUAAUACAAAGAGCACACCGUACAUGCAAAUGCUUGCCGUCUUGCACAGAUUUUGAUUACGAAUUAUCGUACUCGACAAUUCCUAAAAAUUUCAGUUUCGUGAAAAACUCAUUAUCAUUUUUCAACAAGUCAUCCGACAAUAAUGCACUCAUCAAUGAAUUGGCCAGCAUCGAGGUGACAGUUAAUAGGGAUCACACAUGGCCUUUGAAGAGAAAGGCAGAAGAAACCAAUAUAGGCUACAUAGGACAAAUUGCUGGAAUAACAAAUUUGUGUCGCGGAAUCAGUCUGAUUUCAGUCCUUGAAGCAUUUUAUUUUUUGUUUAUUAACCCUUUCUUUAAUUGAGGUGAAACUUAAUCUCGAUUUUAUGAUUUUAAUUCAUGCAAAAGGUACAGUAAAAUACCUAUGAAUUCACAAAUUUGUAUAAUUUAAUGCUACUCUCAUUUGUGCUAUAGCUAAUUAAGUAUUAUAAUUAAAUCGCAUAUGUCUUUUUUGUCACUUGCUUUUGUCGUAAUAUCUGAAAAAUAGUACAUAGUUGUAGAAUAAAUAACUGGGAAAAAAAAUAAUACAAAUGUGUCAUAUAAAUUAAA
Molecule: messenger RNA, 1775 nt
Organism: Sipha flava (yellow sugarcane aphid)
Lineage: Eukaryota; Metazoa; Arthropoda; Insecta; Hemiptera; Aphididae
Exons: 10
Coding region: 70-1530 (486 amino acids)
Biological process (GO): sodium ion transmembrane transport
Cellular component (GO): membrane
Molecular function (GO): ligand-gated sodium channel activity
Source: RefSeq, a predicted model, not a curated record